Sorex fumeus (smoky shrew) is the source of this 2781-nucleotide messenger RNA. RefSeq names its product solute carrier family 14 member 2 (gene SLC14A2). The transcript is spliced from 20 exons. Gene Ontology annotation, cellular component: membrane. The record is from RefSeq and is a predicted model, not a curated record. Bases 1 to 2781 code for a protein of 926 amino acids. Gene Ontology annotation, molecular function: urea transmembrane transporter activity. Lineage: Eukaryota; Metazoa; Chordata; Mammalia; Eulipotyphla; Soricidae. Gene Ontology annotation, biological process: urea transmembrane transport.
AUGAGCGGCCAGCCUGCGAAGGAGAAGCCAGAGUCUCGCCACAGACCCCUCCUGCCCGAGCCUCUUUCCAGCAGAUACAAACUCUGUGAGUCAGACUUCACCGGCCCCAGCUGGCCCUCAAGCCCCCAGGACACACACCCAGCUUUGCCCCUCCUGGAAAUGCCUGAGGAAAAGGAUCUCCGAUCAUCCAAUGAAGAUAGCCAUAUUGUGAAAAUGGAAACCACCAAGGACAGGAGUAAAAGAAGAGAAAGCGAAGCAACACAACAGGGUUCUCCUGGCCGAAGGGGCAUCAGCCUCUUCCAAGCCCUGGGCUACAUCACGGGUGAGAUGAAGGAGUGCAGGAGCUGGCUGACAGAUAAGCCCCUGGCCUUCCAGUUCACAGACUGGGUCCUGCGGGGGGUGGCCCAGGUUAUGUUUGUCAAUAACCCUCUCAGUGGGUUUGUUGUCUGCAUCGGGCUCCUGAUCCAGAACCCCUGGUGGAUGAUCGCUGGUGGCCUCGGGGUUUUGGUCUCCACCUUAACUGCCCUUGCCUUGAGUCAAGAUAGGGCAGCCAUUGCCUCAGGACUCCACGGCUACAACGGGCUGCUGGUGGGACUGCUGAUAGCUGUGUUCUCCGAGAAGCUGGACUACUACUGGUGGCUUCUACUUCCGGUCACCUUCACUGCCAUGGCUUGCCCAGUCCUUUCUAGUGCACUGAAUUCCAUCUUCAGCAAAUGGGACCUCCCCGUCUUCACGCUGCCCUUCAACAUCGUGGUGACCCUAUACCUGGCAGCUACAGGCCACUACAACCUCUUCUUCCCCACGAAGCUGGUGAAACCCGUGUCUUCAUUGCCCAACAUCACCUGGACAGAAAUUGAGAUGCCCUUGCUGCUACAAGCCAUCCCCGUAGGGGUGGGCCAGGUGUAUGGCUGUGACAACCCCUGGACGGGCGGUGUGUUCCUCGUGGCCCUGUUCAUCUGCUCACCACUCAUCUGCCUGCACGCCGCCAUCGGCUCCAUCGUGGGGAUGCUGGCAGCCCUGACGGUGGCCACGCCCUUUGAGAAGAUCUACCUGGGCCUUUGGAGCUACAACUGCGUCCUCUCCUGCAUAGCGGUUGGCGGCAUGUUCUACGCCCUCACUUGGCAGACCCACCUGCUAGCCCUCGUCUGUGCCCUGUUCUCUGCGUACAUGGGAGCAGCCCUCGCCAACAUCAUGUCUGUGAUUGGUGUGCCGCCCUGCACCUGGCCCUUCUGCCUUUCCACCCUCAUCUUCCUACUGCUGACCACCAGCAAUCCUGCCAUCUACAAGCUCCCGCUCAACAAGGUCACCUACCCGGAGGCCAACCGCGUCUACUACCUGACUCUGAGGAAUGGCGAGGAAGAGAAGGCCCCCAGUGGAGGGGGUGGAGAGCAGCAGGCCGCAGCCAGCCCGAAGGCUGAUGAGGGUUCGGGGGCUGCACGCCCCAAGCCCAGGACCGUGUUCCACAUCGAGUCCAUCCGCAGGAGGAGCAAAGUGUUCGGGAAAGGCGAGCACCUGGAGAAACAGGCCAAAGACUCCUUUCCCUAUCACUACCGCAAGGCCACAGUGGAGCUGCUGGACCUGGAGACCAUGGAGGAGAGUUCGGAGAUAAAGGUGGGCGCCCACCCCGCCCGGACCAGCGGGCUGCAGAGCGCCGCGGCUGCCUGCGGCAAAGGGCUCAGCAGAGUGCUGGGUUACGUCACCGGGGAGAUGAAGGAGUGUGGGGAGGGACUGAAAGACAAAUCCCCAGUGCUCCAGUUCCUGGACUGGGUGCUCCGGGGCACCUCCCAGGUGAUGUUCGUCAACAACCCCCUCAGCGGCACCCUCAUCAUCAUCGGCCUCUUCAUCCAGAAUCCCUGGUGGGCCAUCUCGGGAUGCCUGGGCACCAUCGUGUCCACUCUGACCGCCUUGGUUCUGAGUCAGGACAAGUCGGCCAUCGCGGCCGGACUCCACGGCUACAACGGGGUGCUGGUGGGGCUGCUCAUGGCAGUGUUCUCCGACAAAGGCGACUAUUACUGGUGGCUUCUACUCCCCGUCAUCGUUAUGUCCAUGACUUGCCCCAUCCUCUCCAGUGCCCUGGGUACUGUCUUCAGCAAGUGGGACCUGCCUGUCUUCACGUUGCCCUUCAACAUCGCUGUGACCCUGUACCUGGCAGCCACAGGCCACUAUAACCUCUUCUUCCCCACCAUGCUGCUGCGGCCGGCGGUCUCCGUGCCCAACAUCACCUGGUCGGAGGUGCAGGUGCCCUUGCUCCUGAGAGCCAUCCCCGUCGGCAUCGGCCAGGUAUAUGGCUGUGAUAACCCCUGGACCGGAGGCAUCUUCCUUGUGGCUUUGCUCCUGUCUUCACCUCUCAUUUGCUUGCAUGCGGCCAUUGGGUCCACCAUGGGGAUGCUAGCAGCACUGACCAUUGCCACACCCUUCCACUCCAUCUACUUCGGCCUGUGUGGCUACAACAGCACGCUGGCCUGCAUCGCUGUGGGUGGCAUGUUCUACGUUCUCACCUGGCAGACACACCUCCUGGCCAUCGCCUGUGCUCUGUUUGCAGCGUACCUGGGGGCUGCCCUGGCUAACAUGUUCUCCGUGUUUGGAUUGCCGCCCUGCACCUGGCCCUUCUGCCUCUCGGCACUCACCUUCUUGCUGCUGACCACCAACAACCCUGCCAUCUACAAGCUCCCACUCAGCAAAGUCACCUACCCGGAGGCCAACCGUGUCUACUACCUGUCCCAGGAGAAACACCGAAGAGCAUCGACCGUAACCAAGUACCAGGCUUAUGAUGUCUCCUAA